Messenger RNA from Pollicipes pollicipes, 870 nucleotides. RefSeq names its product T-box transcription factor TBX5-A-like. Gene Ontology annotation, molecular function: DNA-binding transcription factor activity, RNA polymerase II-specific; RNA polymerase II cis-regulatory region sequence-specific DNA binding. The transcript has 6 exons. The record is from RefSeq and is a predicted model, not a curated record. Lineage: Eukaryota; Metazoa; Arthropoda; Thecostraca; Pollicipedomorpha; Pollicipedidae. Gene Ontology annotation, cellular component: chromatin; nucleus. The coding region runs from base 1 to 870 and encodes 289 amino acids. Gene Ontology annotation, biological process: regulation of transcription by RNA polymerase II; cell fate specification; positive regulation of DNA-templated transcription.
AUGCCGCUGAACUCCAUGCACAUGUACGAGCCGCGGCUGCACAUCGUACGCGUGAAUGUCAUCCCCGGCCAGGGUCUAGAGGCGGUGGGGGUCAUGACCCAGCGGCUCCAGGUCACCCAGUUCGUGGCCGUCACCGCCUACCAGAACGACAAGGUCAGUUACCGGCCACGGGUCAAGGCCCGACAGGCAUUGAGGUCGCGGGGUGACGGCGCUGAAGUGGAGAACAACCCGUUCGCGCGUGCUUUCAACCGUUCGGCAUCGGCGCUGGCCGCCUUCGAACUGAGCCUGGCGCAAGCCGGCCACUGCUGGUCGUUUCAACCCGUACCCUCGCGUGGGCGGCGGCUCGAGCGGCCCGAAGAAGGGCUCUCCCAGGAGCAAGGUGCAGCACUCGUGCCGUACCCCAGGACGCGCCCGACGACACUGUACCCGCCGCCGUACUCCACCGGCCAGCUCCAGACGCUGGGCUCCUACAGCAGCGCCUACGCCGUGCCCGGCGCCGCCGGCGCCAGCGCCAGCGGCGUCUUCUCCCACGCCUCGCCGUCGCAGUUCCACCAGGCCGCCUCGCCGUACGCUCAGGCCGCCUCGCCGUAUGCCCAGGCCGCCUCGCCGUACGCCCAGGCCGUCUCGCCGUACGCUCAGGCCGCCUCGCCCCACGUCCAGAGCGUGUCGCCGUACGGGGGUGCCGUGUACCCGCGUGCGUCGCCGUCGUCGGCAGCGCCGCUCGGCGGGCACUUCCCGCAGCUGUCGCCACCGCAGUUCCCACAGUCGUCGCUGCCGCCGGACAUGAUGACGCCCUACCAGUACCAGCAGUACCAGUACCAGUACCAUGCCAUCGGCUUGACGGCCGUCGAGACGGUUGCCGAGAUGUGA